This is a messenger RNA of Darwinula stevensoni, 1560 nucleotides long. NCBI's taxonomy places the organism in Eukaryota, Metazoa, Arthropoda, Ostracoda, Podocopida, Darwinulidae. The record is from the annotation of a GenBank genome assembly.
AUGGCAGCUGCAAAGGCACGGUGGUUCAGCUCAGUCAGAUCGCAGUCUGCAAGGUCGCAGGAGCUGAUGAUCCGGUUGAUCUCCUCGAUGUCUUUGGAGAUGGCAAGGUUGAGCUUUAGUUGUCGUAGUCGGGGUCGGUCGGACAUCUGACCCUGGGGUGUUCCUUUCCUCGGCUACGCGCCUUUCCUCUUCGGUGGUUGCCUCUACGAGAAAUUCCACCGCCUGAAGGAGAGAUACGGCGACGUGUUCUACAUGAAUCUGGCCGGGAGGGACGUGGUGAUCCUCGGCGAAGAAAGCAUAAUACGGAAUGCAUUCUCCAAACCCAACCUCACCGACAGAUGCGACGUCGUCAUGUUCAGGCUUUUCUCCAGCGGCAACAAUGGGCUCGUGGGUUCGAGCGGAAGCCUGUGGCACGAGAACCGACGAUUCACCAUCAAGGCCCUCCGGGAAUUCGGGCUCGGGAGUGCACCGAAGUUGAACGCCACGAUUCUCCAGGAAGUCCUCAAGAUUUGCGAAAUGGUCAGACGGAACGAGAACGAACCGGAAGACCUUCGACUCCCGAUCAACGUGGCCGUACUCAACAUCAUCUGGAAGCUGACCGCAGGUUCGGGGAAGCAGUUCGAACACGACAGCUGCGAGCUGCACGGAUUCCUGGAGCGUUUGUCCUUCCUCACGGAAGACGUCCUCAGCAUGGGACCGUUCCAGAUCUUUCCAUCGCUCGUCUGGUUCUGGUCUCCCGUUCGAAGGGCCUAUCAGCGAUUCGUUCUGGGGGUCUCUCAGGGGCGGCGAUUUGAGAAGUCGUCUGGGUUCAUACCGUUUGCGACCAUUGCCAAAGAGGUGGAAAAGCACAAGCAGUCCUUGGAAGGAAAGGCUCCCAGAGACUACAUCGAUGCGUAUUUGCAGCAAAUGGAGGAGUUGGCGAAGAGAGGGGAGUCUAAUCCCAAUUUCACCGAGUUGCAGCUCUGGGCAAACGUGUCGGAUCUCUUCUUCGCCGGGAGCGAGACAACGACGAACGGCAUCCACUGGUGCAUCCUCUUCCUCCUACGACAUCCAGACAAGCAAGAGAGACUCCAAUCGGAGGUUGAUCAGGUUGUGGGAAAGGAUAGGCUUCCGUCUCUCGACGAUAGGCAACAGACGCAUUGUCGCCAACGUGUUAAGAAAACUGGGGGUGGAUCUCCCCUUCCACCCCUUUCUCCUGAAACCGAGAAAACGUUUGAUGCGCUGGGAGGAAACAUAGCCAUGCAAUUGAGCAAUCCGUUCGACGAUAAUGGACUGAAUGUGGGAGUUGCAGAGAACCAGGAGAUCACAGCACAAAUGGCAGAAGAGUCUUUGGAAGGAUCAAUGACUGACCACGAUAAUCGCGAUGAGCCAUCAACGCCCAAUGAAGCAAGGACAAGAAGAGCCCAAAUUAUUGAAAAAGUAUUGAAGGGAAAUCGCCGGGCGUCUCAAGGACGAAAGGAGCAGAAACGAAAGACCGAAAGGGUCACAGCAGCUGAAGAGGUACUAGUUGCCCACGAAAAAGAAAAGCACCAGCUGCUUAUGGAGAUCAGGAGUCAGGAG